GUUUGUCUCUCUUUUCGUUGUUGGUAUAAUAUGUCAGAUGGCAGGCGUCUUCGCCCGUCUUGGAGAGCACAAAAAAACGGCGUUUCCAUGAUUUCUGUGGCAGAUAUACCAGGGCACAGGAACAACAGAUGGACCAUCACCCCUCCCCUAUUCUUGGCAUCUUAACCGUACAGUAUAAAGCUCAAAGUUUGGGGCUUAGGCUAGUCGUUUGCCAGUGGACAACAAGACUGGAAAGAAAACCAAACCAAUUAAAUUAAAUCAAGUGAAGAACUGGUUCUAGAAUAGAUUGGAGUUGAGAAGUCAAUGAUGAAGACACAAACCCAGGACACCCCAAUAAAACAUCAGGGGCUCCUGAAGAGACAAAGAGACAUUCUGGCUUUCCGAAUGAAGAAGCUGUCAUCAAAACAAUCUGACUUCAAUAGCAAGACUGCAACUCUAAAAGAGAAGAUUAAGAAAAAAUACGAUGACAUGAAGAGGGUUUUGGAUGAGGACCUUAGAAUUACACUAAGUCAGCUGGAUCUUGAGACGGAGGCCAUGGAGAGAACUGUUGAGGACAGCAUUGAGAAGUGCUACCGCCUCACGCUGGAAAUCGAUCAGCAGCUCGCUGAACUAUCUGCACAGAUGGAGAAAGAUCAACAUCUGGGUCAAGAGAAGAUGUCAGAGGUGGAAGAAAGAAUAAUGGAGACUCUGAAGCUGACUGAUCCAGAGUUAAUACAGAUGGAUGAAUUUAAGAAUGAACAGCUGCUCUGCUUAACCAUCAACCUGCUACUGUUCAUACGUUCUCAGGUUCCUGUCACCAAGAAACUCUUCCAAAGCUAUGCCCAAGAUGUUGUUCUGGAUCCUGACUCUGCUCACCCAAAACUUAUUGUUUCCCCUGAGGGCGACUCAGUCUCUUACACUGAUACCUGGCAGGAAGUAUCUGAAAAUCCCUCUCGAUUCGACGCCACCCUGAAUGUGAUUAGCCGAAAGAGCUUCACGGAUGUUCGCAACUACUGGGAAGUGCAGGUUGCUGGAAAGACAUACUGGGAACUAGGCCUCACUUACCCUAAAAUCCCCAGGAAGGGGCGAGAGGAGGACUGCUGGUUGGGACGGGGCCCAGCGUCCUGGUGUGUUGAGUAUUUCAAUGGCGACUACACAGCCUGGCACAAUGGCGUUUCCCAUGAGCUCACCCAUGUAAGUGGGAGAACCUUCCAGCGCAUUGGCAUCUUCUCCAGCUCAGAGGGAGGUUUGAUUUGUUUCUUGGGGGCAGACACCAUGACGCCCCUGUACAGUUUUUGUGCAGGAACCUUCACAGACAUAAUCUACCAGGCUGUAUGUCCUGGUCAUGACAACCAGGGGACAAACAGGAAACCGCUGCUGAUUUGCGAUGCCUCGAAAUCUGCCCCCACCUUGUGAUAGACAACCAAUGAGGGUUGGGGACUGGGUUUAUCUAUGUGAAAGAGGUUGUUUUUAAGUGUAGAUUCAGUUUUUGGGAAUUAGUCGGAAAAUGUUCCUUAGCUUUGUCGUGUUCCUUAUUUGAUUAUUGCUAGAACGUAUGAAAUCAUCUGUGCCAUUUUUUGUAUCAU
Messenger RNA from Rhinichthys klamathensis goyatoka, 1565 nucleotides. Its product is annotated as probable E3 ubiquitin-protein ligase TRIML1. The record is from RefSeq and is a predicted model, not a curated record. Gene Ontology annotation, molecular function: protein binding. The transcript is spliced from 7 exons. Bases 304 to 1395 code for a protein of 363 amino acids. NCBI's taxonomy places the organism in Eukaryota, Metazoa, Chordata, Actinopteri, Cypriniformes, Leuciscidae.